AUGACAUCGCGAGGUCCUUCCUACGGCAUGGGCGUCGGCCCUCAGUAUGGCGCCUCUAACUCUUCCGGAGACGAUUCGAGUGCCCUCGAUGCCAUUCGGGCGCAGACGAGUAAGAUUGAGGAUCUCCUCGAUAGAGCUAGCGAGCCCAUCAAGCCCUUCCUUCCUGCCAUUGGCCGUUUCCUUAUCGUCGUCACCUUCCUCGAGGAUACCCUUCGCAUCUUCACCCAAUGGAACGACCAGCUCAUUUAUCUCCACGAUUUCCGCCGCAUUCCCAACGGCCUCACUCACCUCUUUCUUCUCGUCAACAUGAUCGCCAUGAGCGUUUGCUCUACCCUCGUGAUCAUGCGCAAGCACUCCGACUACGCUGUAGCUGGCCUCAUGGCCGUUGUCGUCAUCCAGGCUCUCGGAUACGGUCUCAUCUUCGAUCUCAACUUCUUCCUCAGGAACCUCUCCGUCAUUGGCGGUCUUCUCAUGGUUCUCUCCGACUCGUGGGUGCGCAAGACUAAGGCCUUUGCCGGUCUUCCCCAAAUUGAUGAGAAGGAUAGGAGGAUGUACUUCCAGCUUGCUGGCCGCGUCCUUCUCAUCUUCCUCUUCAUCGGCUUCGUCUUCUCUGGCCAGUGGUCCCUCUGGAGGGUCUUUGUCUCCUCCCUCGGUGCUCUUGCCUGCAUCAUGGUUGUUGUCGGCUUCAAGGCCAAGUUCAGCGCCACCCUUCUCGUCGUCAUUCUCAGCAUCUUCAAUGUCCUCGUCAACAACUUCUGGACCCUAUCCGAACUCCACCCCCACAAGGACUUUGCCAAGUACGACUUCUUCCAGAUCCUCUCCAUCGUCGGUGGUCUUCUCCUCCUUGUCAACAGCGGCCCCGGCCAAUUCUCCAUCGAUGAGAAGAAGAAGGUGUAUUAA
This is a messenger RNA of Parascedosporium putredinis, 900 nucleotides long. The record is from the annotation of a GenBank genome assembly. Lineage: Eukaryota; Fungi; Ascomycota; Sordariomycetes; Microascales; Microascaceae.